Molecule: messenger RNA, 2093 nt
Organism: Triticum urartu
Lineage: Eukaryota; Viridiplantae; Streptophyta; Magnoliopsida; Poales; Poaceae
Source: RefSeq, a predicted model, not a curated record
GCCUCUUUUCUUUUCUUACCACCUCCAGCUCCAGCUCCAUCGUUUUACCGCUUGUUACUGCUACCUCCGUUCCGUGGUGGUCAUGGCGGCUUGCCUCUCCCCCACGCUCCCUCGCCAGGCCAUCCACCGUCGCCGGUGCUGGACCCCCAAGCCUUCCUCCUCCCCCUCCACGGCCACCUACAACCAGCGCCACCGCUGCCGGAACAUCGGAACUAGCUCCGGCGCCAUCUCUGCCCGCGCCUCCCCUGCGGCCCCUGUCACCCAGGGCCUUGACGCCGAUGAUUUCCGCCACCCGCUCGACAAGCAGAACACUUUGCUGCUCAAAGCAAUUCCAGGGCUCAAUGAUAUAGGCAAGGCUUUGCUAGGGCCGGUUUCUGAGCAAGUUAUGGUUCUUCAAAACAUCGGAUCGUCCGUUCUCGUCUCUGAAAACCAGUUGCCUGAACUUCACCAGCUUAUGACCGAAGCUGCGAAAAUCCUGAACACGGAAGCACCCGACUUCUACAUACGGCAAAACCCUGUCCCUAACGCUUACACCUUGGCGAUAAAUGGGAAAAGGCCGUUCGUCGUCGUCCACACGAGCCUCGUGGAGCUGCUCACUAGAAAGGAAUUGCAGGCUGUUUUGGCACAUGAGCUGGGUCACCUCAAGUGCGAUCAUGGAGUCUGGCUUACCUUUGCCAACAUACUAACAAUGGGGGCAUACACUGUCCCUGGUUUGGGUAUGGUUGCCGGGUUCCUUGAAGAACAGCUGUUCAGGUGGCUGCGAGCCGCGGAGCUGACCUGCGACAGGGCGGCUCUUCUCGUAGUACAGGACCCCAAGGUUGUCAUCUCAGUCCUGAUGAAGCUCGCGGGAGGAUGCCCGUCCCUGUCGGACCAGCUCAACGUGGACGCCUUCCUGGAGCAAGCCCGCUCCUACGACAAGGCCUCGUCGAACCCGGUCGGGUGGUACAUCCGGAACGCUCAGACGAGGGAGCUGUCGCACCCUCUGCCCGUGAUGCGAGCCCGCGAGAUGGACGAGUGGUCGCGGAGCCAGGAGUACAGGACCCUGUUGCAAAAAAUGUUUCGUCUAUCCACUCUUCGUUGUGUGGUGGUGGACAUCGAGGGCACCACCACCCCCAUCUCCUUCGUCGCCGACGUGCUCUUCCCCUACGCGCGCGCCAACGCCCGCGCCCACCUCGCCGCCACAUACCACACCCAGCAGACCCGGGAAGAUGUCGCCCUACUCCGCGCACAAAUCGACGAGGAUCUGGCAGAGGGGGUCACCGGCGCCGUCGCACUCCCACCGCCCGACGACAUCGACCAGGACAAGACCAUCGAUGGCCUGGUGGCCAACGUGCAGGCCAUGAUCGACGCGGACCGGAAGCUCACGGCGCUCAAGCAGCUGCAGGGCCGCGUGUGGCGGCGGGGCUUCGAGAGCGGCGAGAUCAAGGGGGAAGUCUACGACGACGUCGUCCAAGCUCUCGCGGAGUGGGACGCGAAUGGCAUCAAGAGCUACAUCUACUCCAGUGGCAGCAGGGAGGCGCAGCGGCUCAUCUUCGGCAACACCGCUGCCCACGGUGACCUCCGGCGAUACCUCUCCGCCUUCUUCGACACCAACGUCGGUGGCAAGAAAGAGUCUCGCAGUUACUACGAGAUCUGGCAGACUCUCGGCGUCGACAGCCCGUCCCAGAUACUCUUCCUGACCGAUGUCUACCAAGAAGCCACCGCCGCAAGGGAUGCAGGUCUUGAGGUGCUAAUAUCGAUCAGGCCUGGAAACGCGCCGCUUCCUGAGGAUCACGGCUUCCAGACCAUCACGUCGUUUGCUCAAAUCGCCACCUGAAUGCCACAGAGAGCUCACCCCUGCCAUAUGUGCACAAGAGUAUCAUUUAUAAAGGGAAACCAUCUGAUCUCAAAGCUCUCUUUUUUUUACCGUGUACACUAGAGCAGUUGCAACUCAUUAAGUUGCAACCACAAGAGUCGGUACAAUUGUCUCAAGCCCUUGUGUAAAACCAUGACUCGCUAUCAGCAGGUUUCCUAAAAGCAAACACAUGUGGGUAUUUUAUCAAAACCCUGGUACUGAAAUUCGUCCAUGAAAUAUAAGGUAUUGAGUGAUUUUA